GUAUCCUGCCCGCUUACCCGCCACGCCUCCUCUUGUUGGAUCCGGUUCUAAGUAAACUGUGUUCUUUGACAGCCAUUGCAUACAGAUGAGUUGGCAGCCGGUCUGAGCUGACCCACAGACUCAUAAAAACCAACAGGGCCCCGGGCCCCUUCACCUGUGCCAUCCAAACUCUUGGGACCAAAGGUGCAAGGACUCACUAACAUCAAGGACCUGGCUGCUUUCUCGGGGACCAAGGAACUGAGCUUUUGUCUCUGCAUUCAUGCUGGCAAUCCAUGAGGUUUAAUCGAUUACCUUGGGAAAUUUGCCCUGUAAAACACAGGCAGUUGGCUCAGACGGGCAUCCGGGCAACGCAGAGCUGGAAUUCAAAUCUGACUCCAGAUCCGGUGUUUCAAGCUCAGAGAGUCGGGGACACCUGCGUGUGCUCUCCAGAUCAGUGUGUUGACAGAAAGAAUGUUCAAGCAUCUUCGGAAAUGGUUUGUCACUCGCUUUUUUGGGCGUUCUCGGCGGAGAGCGAGGCUGGUCUCCAAAGAUGGAAGGUGCAACAUUGAAUUUGGCAACGUGGAGGCACAGUCGAGGCUGAUAUUCUUUGUGGACAUAUGGACGACCGUGCUGGACCUCAAGUGGAGAUACAAAAUGACCAUCUUCAUCACAGCCUUCUUGGGCAGCUGGUUCUUCUUUGGCCUCCUCUGGUACGUGGUCGCCUAUAUCCACAAAGACCUCCCUGAGUUCCAUCCCCCUGCCAACCACACCCCUUGUGUGGAACACAUUAAUGGCCUGACCUCAGCUUUUCUGUUUUCUCUGGAAACGCAAGUGACCAUUGGCUACGGAUUCCGGUGUGUGACAGAACAGUGUGGCACUGCCAUUUUUCUGCUCAUCUUCCAGUCUAUACUCGGAGUCAUCAUCAAUUCUUUCAUGUGUGGUGCUAUUUUAGCCAAGAUCUCCAGACCCAAAAAACGUGCCAAGACCAUUACUUUCAGCAAGAACGCAGUGAUCAGCAAGCGGGGUGGGAAGCUCUGUCUCCUGAUCCGAGUGGCUAAUCUUCGGAAGAGCCUCCUCAUUGGCAGUCACAUAUAUGGAAAGCUUCUGAGGACCACCAUCACUCCCGAAGGAGAGACCAUCAUUUUGGACCAGAUCAAUAUCAACUUUGUGGUUGACGCAGGGAAUGAAAAUUUAUUCUUCAUCUCCCCACUGACGAUUUACCAUGUCAUUGAUCACACCAGCCCCUUCUUCCACAUGGCAGCAGAAACCCUUCCCCAGCAGGACUUUGAACUAGUGGUGUUUUUAGAUGGCACGGUGGAGGCAACCAGUGCCACCUGCCAAGUCCGGACAUCCUAUGUCCCAGAAGAGGUGCUCUGGGGUUACCGUUUUGCUCCCAUAGUGUCCAAGACCAAGGAAGGGAAAUACCGAGUGGACUUCCAUAACUUUAGCAAGACUGUGGAAGUGGAGACGCCUCACUGCGCCAUGUGCCUUUAUAAUGAGAAAGACGCUCGAGCCAAGGUGAAAAGAGGCUAUGACAACCCCAACUUCGUCUUGUCAGAAGUCAACGAAACAGACGACACCAAAAUGUAACACUGAGUUUUCAACAGGAGUAGAGAGAAAUCUUGAAGAUACCUAGUUAACUAGAAACAUUAUGAAACAAUCAACAAUUUGGGGUAUGGCAGUAGGAGGAGAGCCUUUAAAGCCUCCCUGAACCAUGUCCUGAGCCCCAAACCAUGAUCCUGCAAGACACGCAGCUCUUCAAGUUAAUUGCAUGAGAACGUGAGAUGGAUUUACAGGAAACUGAAAUAUGGGAGCCAUGUGCUCAGUUCCUCAGUCGUGUCCAACUCUGUGCAGAGCCCUCCAGGCUCCUCUGUCCAUGGGAUCUCCCAAGAAAGAGUACUAGCGUGGGUUCCAGGAUGGGAGCCAUAGGAGCUCACAUAAACUCUCCAAUAGGAUUAUUUGAAAACAUGCAGUAUUGAUUGGCACAGACAAGAAUCAUUGAAAGCCUCAUGGACAGGCCAAAUGAGAUCUUUUUAAGAGUCUCCCUAAAGCAAUUAUGAACUUUAUUGAGGAUCAGGGGGAAACUAUAUUCUUACUUUGAUUCUACUGAUAAGAAAGAAAUCACUUUUAUUUUAACAUUGGCUCUUAUCAAAGGAAAAGUUGCCUCCUGAGUUGGGGGAGAUGAACCAAUCAAUGACAGUGAGAAAAGACGGAUGCCCAGUGAACAUUUGUGAAGCUCUGAUCUUCUCCAGCCCUUGUUGUUGGAGCUUUUGUAUUAGUCUGGGUCAUGCUGCUUUCCCAGAGCAGGGAAGACCCAGUCCAUGGACCCCACAUCUGUAGGUACCCAGUGAGGAGAGGAGUGUGGGACACAGCCUGCUCCACGGCAUCCCGACAUCCUGCAGUGAAGCCAGCGUUUUGGCCCAUGUACUUUUAGACAGAAGCUAAAGCACCACUCUAGGAUCUCAUGAACACUCUCCUGUAAGAAAGGAUGCUUGGUUUGAAAAUAGGUUUGAUAUUUCUUCCCAUUUGUGUUCGAUGGGAGAAGGGGCUGGCUUCAAAUCUGUUAAAACAGUACUUCCUGAUUUUCUAAGAAGGCAAUGAGGAGUCUGACAGUUGGAAAGGCAAUUUAGAACGGAAAACACUGCUAAUGCUUCCGAGAAAAAAUAUGUCUUAUGUUUUUCGCCUGAGGGUUUGUAACUGAAAUGCUGUUUCUAAAGGAGAAGCAUGGAAGGGUGGGGAAUGGGAUGUGACUUCCCUAUAAGAAAAAUGCUAGGUCUUCCUGCCUCUGAGAGCCAACACCACAUUCUUCCUCAAAGAGACCACUGUGAUAUCCUUAUAUUAUGUGUGUGUUAGUCGCUCAGUCUGGGUCCAACACUUUGCAACUCCAUGGACUGUAGCCCGCCAGACUCCUCUGUCCAUGGAAUUCUCCAGGCAAGAAUACCGGAGAAUUCCAUGGACAGAGAAGUAUUUUAUUUUGCUCUGAAGGAGGGGAUUUAACUGUGAAUGUCUUGUUCAGUUCCCCACCCCCUUCAUUAUUUUGAAUGUAUUCUGGAGAGGACGGUACCCAAAACUGCAUAGGAAUCAAAAUGUUUUCAGUGUGUUGAUUAACAUAUUAAAUCUCUGUGACGUCCUUUCCCCAA
Capra hircus (goat) is the source of this 3119-nucleotide messenger RNA. It is a transcript of the gene KCNJ1, whose product is annotated as potassium voltage-gated channel subfamily J member 1. The record is from RefSeq and is a predicted model, not a curated record. The transcript has 3 exons. Gene Ontology annotation, biological process: potassium ion import across plasma membrane; regulation of monoatomic ion transmembrane transport. Gene Ontology annotation, molecular function: ATP-activated inward rectifier potassium channel activity. Bases 451 to 1569 code for a protein of 372 amino acids. Gene Ontology annotation, cellular component: plasma membrane. Lineage: Eukaryota; Metazoa; Chordata; Mammalia; Artiodactyla; Bovidae.